AGGACGUUUGGACAAUGAUGCAAUUUUUUCGAGUUUAUUGCUACCUCGCCUAGUUCGUCGUACCCCGUAUCUGCGUUUUUUAUGCCCCUCUUCGUUGCGUUAGCGUUUAUUUCCUAUCAUUUUGAGCGUUGAAAUACUUAACAACACCCCCAACCUGAUACUGAUUUCAACCUGCAGCGAAAGUCGCACAAAAAUACCGGCAAACCGAAAACACUUACACUAUGUCUGUGUUACAAGAACCAGAAGCAGAACAAAACUGCACCGAACCAAAUCAGCGAAGAAGUUCGCUUCGGAGGUUCUUUUUCCCUGCUGCUUUAUGUCCUCCAGCAGCAGAAAAUAAGAACAACGAUGCUCAUGCCGCCCUGCGAAGAAUGCAGGCUCACAGCGCGACAGCAGGUUCUCCUGGAAGCAGUGACGGGUUGCUGGCUGUCGAAAAAUUGUGUCUCUACACGAAGAUCUUUUUCGGCUUCUCCGAUGACGAAAUCCUCGUUCCGGAUGCGGACAGUGCCGCGUAUUCGCUGAAGAUCACUUCAAAAGAGCUGAAAUUGAACAUCGCGAAAUACCUGAAUGCGCGGAACGGGGCCGAAGACGUGAUCCAUUUCGAGCGCGUGAAUUUGCUCCUCGGCGAGGAUCUGCUGGAUGAGGAGAAGCUGGUGGAAGAAAAAAAGCCUGAGGGAGGUGGUUUCUUGCCGCUUGAAGUCGUCGCAGGGUAUGAUCCGGAGACCAGAGAAUUGCAGUUGGUGCGAAGGAUCAUAAACAAACCAGCGCCUACUUCUAGAGGCGGAGGUGGACCACGACCUCGCCAAGGGCGUCUUUUGUGUCGUGGCUCCUGGAUGAUGAACAACGAGGAGAAGCAAGCUGAGGUUACUUGUUGCGCCACGACGAAGACACGACCGGAGGUGGACCACUGCGCGGGCGGUUCUGGCGAUGGUUGUGUGAAGCGGCGUCCGAUGGAACGAAAUGUAGGCCGCAAGAGCUCCCCUGCAGAGAAGAUUCUGGCACGGCCUUCCGGAGUAGACGAAGAAGGUCCUCUUUGCCACGACAGGGGAAGUUCUUUUUCUUUCAAGUUAUCCAAGCCUGGGCUGGUUAGCGAGUCAUCUAGUACAGCGGCAACGGUCUCCUGUCCAGAGGAAGAAGAGCAGGAAGAUAUGGAAGAACUAAUUUCCUCCGCGAGUGAAGGCGAGAAGGGGGAAGAUAUGCUUGGUUUUCGCUUCACGAUUCGAGCGCCCGAAACCGAAGAGCUGGUGACCAAAACGAUCAGAGUUCCCUCGUAUAAAAAUUUCUCCGAAGAAGUAGAGAGGACAAGAGCCCACACGCGGAUCGAGAAAAGAACUGCGACGAAGCACUGCUACACGGGCAACUUUUCGCUGGACUACCAGGACUUUUACAAGAUUAGCGGGAAAAUCAGCCUGCACGAGUUCCGGCUGCAGGAAUUGGGAAAAUAUUUCCGGUCCUGCGAAAACAAAGAGAAUCAAAGCGCGAAAAAGUCUUUCGUGGAUGCAUUGGAUGAUUUAACCGAAACCAGUGCACCAGAAGAAAUUGAGCGCAGCGCUCUGAAUACCGAAGCGGACGGAGAGGAUUCUUCUAGUGGCUCUUGCGGAAAUAAUCUAAAAAAGCCGGUUGGAGGUGUUCAUCGACACCUUGAUGCUCAUCUUUCCGCAGCAGGAGCGAUUUGUUCCGUCUCUGCUGUCCGGGAGAAGAUCGCCUUCAACGAGAAGGACUGGCUAAGUGCGCAGGCGCUGCGGAUUCACACAACAAUAACCAACAAGGAGGACCAGCCCGCUUGCACACUUGCGGCAGAGCAGGGGAACAAGACAGAAGUCCAGUUCUUGCAACAAGACCACGACGUGCACCCUUAUGAAAUCGAUCUGCGGUGCUACCGCGGCACGGUGAUUGGGUGGCGGGCACAGGACCUGGCCGAGCUGCAGCAGUUUGGGAAGCAGGGAAGGGCGCACUUGAACUCCGUUGUGGUGGUGGAAAACACGCUGAGUCUCUUUCUGGUGCCCGGGUGGACCGACUUUGGUGUGGGUGUGGCUCGUGAGAAGUUGUCCGGAAGCAUGAAAAGUGGAGCUUCAGCAUCCACGUCGCGGCUGCUGCACCCGAUCUGCUUCGUGCUCGAGUUCGCCACGCAUGCCGACGCUGUGGACUUCAAGCAGCGGGGAGUGCCGAAUUUGACGCGGCUAGCCGAGAACAACGGCUGCAAAGACGAGGUUUUCGCGACCUGGGCCGAGUUCUUGGAAAUGGGGAACCGGAUUGGCGUAAAGUUGGAGCAACGCGGACUUGCGGGCGUGGCGGGGGCGUAGCGGUAAGGUCCGUGAUCAUGACGGAAUUGCGUAACUGCAGGCUGGAGGCCCCUCGGCGCAUCGACAUCGGAAGAUCGAGGAGCUUCGGUGGUGGAGAGAUUUGUCGAGAGGGACUAGUAGCACCGCAGAGAAACGAGGAUGCUCAGCUCGUGCGCAGCGAGCAAGAGCUGUCUGAAUUUAGUACGUACAUAGGAAAACUGCGGAAGCAGCCAGCCGCAUUUGCAUUGCAAGAAUGAGUUAUACCACGACAGAAACGAAAUUUCUAUCCAGUCGCGCACAAACGAAAAGGCGCUGGAUUUCCCCAUUCCUGCAGUGACAUGAAGAUGUUGAAGAAGAAGAUAUCGG
Messenger RNA from Amoebophrya sp. A120, 2648 nucleotides. The record is from the annotation of a GenBank genome assembly. Lineage: Eukaryota; Dinophyceae; Syndiniales; Amoebophryaceae.